GCGCCGCGAGCGGCCGGGCCGGGCCGGGCCUGCUCCGCCUUCCUCGCGGCCGCGGGGAGCAUGGACUCGGCGCUGCGGCUGCAGCUGCUCUCGGCGCCGGCCCGCCCAGACAGCGAAGCUUUGAAGAAUGCUUACGAAAUGAUCAAAUCUGCCAAUCAAGGAAAGUCUGCACUCGAUUCCUCGGAGAGCUUCAGCUCUGAUUUGUAUGUGCUGUGUGCAGAACAAGCGCUCGAGCUGGGUUAUCUAGAAAUCAGCAGCGACUGUCUACAGAUGUAUUUUAAAGGAAGAUAUCCUGUUAAUCAGUUUAUUGGUAGAGCAUACUUGUGCCAAGGCCAGCUGUUCACCCCACUUUCUACUGAAAAUUUGGAAAAUUUUGAGAAGUUUGUGAUGUUCUUUAUGAAAGCAGUAGACUUUGCCAUAAAUGAUCCAAGAUACUAUUUUUUGAUAUACAAUGCCUCAGUCCUUUACUGGAAUUUCAUAAGUCCAUAUCUUAAGCCUGGAUUCCGCUGCCACCUUAUUUCCAGUCUGUAUCAGAUUGUAGCUGCGUUAAAUCAAGUUGGAGAGCAAGACAAGGAGUGGAGAGCUGAACUCAUGAUAGAGCUACUUGAAUGCUAUCUGGAUGCUUCAAAAAUGAAAGAAGCAGUGAAUUUUUCAUCUAUUGCAGCAGCAUUCAUUAAAGAUAAUGCUCCAGAUAAAUACCAACAGAUAUUUUCUUUAAUGGUGCGUCACAAACUAAUGAACACCUCCCAGAUAGAGGGAAACAUACGAAACAGUAUCAGUUUAUCUGCCAUUUAUAAAAUCCAGACAAUAAAAUCACAGUUGGAUGCAAAUGAGUUUCCAAGAGAAGCCACUGCAAAUCUGAGUGCUGUGUAUGAACUUUUGAAACAGUAUGAUACAGAAUCUGCAAGUUUCAUCCUUGGUGAAAAGAUUCCUUUGCUCCUGGAAUUGGCUCGUCUUUCUUUGAAGUUAAACUGCAUCGAAGUUGCAUUUGAUUGCAUACAUGAUCUAAAGAGAGCUCAAAUUAGUGAUCCAGGAAAACUAAUUGAAAUAGAAUGCCUGGAGUGUGAAUAUGAAGUCCAAAAACUUGGCAGGAAAAUCUCAAGCUAUACAAAAGGUGCUGUUGAGACUCAGCUGAAAGUGAUAAGAAGACUUGAACUAGCUUUGCAACAUGCAGUUCGAGUGGGAGACCCCAAUGUUGUUCAGGCUGUUUGUGCAACUCAGUGGAAUCUUUGCCUACCACUGUUACAACACAACUUGCUUCAACAUGUAAAAAAACCAUUGAUUUCUGUGGCUGAUAUCCUAGAAAAGAUUGACAGCUCUUUGAUUUUGUUACGUUGCCAAGUUCAUAUGGAAAUUGCUCGCAUUGAAGAAAAUGGAGAUAGAAUAGAGGCUGCCAUGGAACAUUUGAAGAAGGCUAUAUAUCUGGAUAACAAUGGACAAUAUCAAGAACAUCUUAAAAUGGCUUUCAAUCGUCUUCAUUUAUGCACUAUGUUGUACAAAUCACCUGAACGCCUAGAGGAUCAAGCAAUUAUGAUGAUUGAACAGGCUAAAAAGGGGAAGCUGAAAGACAGUGUGAGGAAAAAGCGGUCUCUUCUGGUAAAUGCAGGUCUUGCACUAGCUCCUGAUGCAUUUCAAAUAGUCCUUGAUAGUGAAAAUGAAGCCCAAGUUUCCUCCGGUAAAAGUAGGAGUAAAAUAAGUUAUCUCCAUGCAAAAGCACAGCAUCAUAUUAAAAGUGUGGAGAAAGCUGAUGGACAUCUGAAACGAUUAGGACAUAGAAAUGACAAAGAAAGAGUCAGUCUUUGGGCAGAUCUGGCAAAAGUUGCUCGGAAACAAGAGGUCUGGGAUGUGUGCCGGACUGCAUGUAGAUUCUGUCUCUUAUAUGAUGAUACUCAGUUGAAGAAAGUACCAAAAUCUAUGAAGGCUCAAAAGAAGAAACCUAGUAUAAUUAUGAUGGAUGAUAAUCAGGGUGACAGCUUGCAAUUGGAAUCAUCUUUGCCUCUUAAAUCAUUCUCUUUUGAAAAAGACUUACUUAGAACAUUAGCAGAAAUAAGGUUCAUUAAUGCAGAGGCAAUUAUUCAUUUAUUAAGAUUACAAGGUGUUCAACUCAAUGAUCAUGCUGACCUGCCUCAGGAUACAAGCCAGCAUUCCCCAGGAUACCUUGCAAAACUUCCUGAACAGGAUCAAGAAUGGAUAACAUACAGUUUGUGGAUAGACCACUUAUCCCAAUAUGCAAUGGAAAACUUUCUGCGUGCUGCAGAGAUAGGAGAGGAGUUAAAUGAAGCCUGGAUUGUUCAUAACACCGUGGUGUAUGUCUUAAAUUACAAUAAGCAUCUUAUAGCCUCAGGAAGACAGAGAGAGAUUGUUGAAUCUCUGCAGACUCUUCUGAGUGCAGUCAAGAAUACUGGUCACUGUGGGAAUAUUGUUGUUUUACUUAUGUUAUGUAAUGCUUUGGCUCGAGGCCUAAUUCUUUUCUGGAUUCCAAAACCAAUUGUGAAAUUUGAUGAAAAGAAAAAUAUAGAUACAGCAACGAGUGAUAAUAAAAGGACUGCAACAAAAGGACCUGAAAAAACAAACCUUGUCCAGUCUUUGCCAAUGGAUCCCAAUAGAUAUUCUGAUAUCAAAGCAGCAAUAGAGGUUUGUGAAUUUGCCUUAAGUCUGAUAAAUGGAAAUGCAUCUAAUGAAGUACCAAUUUCUGUACAACAGCAAGUCAUUGCUGCCUGGGUAAAAGCAAAACAAUUACAUCAGCAACAGAUUGGGCAGAAACUUGGAACUGAUGAUGAGAAUAACGACGAGGGGCAAAAUCCUAUCUCAAAAGUUCUUGUUGCUUUGGAAAUGUACUCAUGUAAUGGCUUGGGUCUCAUGGACUUCACUGUUCCCAGUUUGGCUCAGCUGGUGAGAAUGACUUUAAAAUGCAGCUGGUCAGAUCCACUAGUGGAGUUGCAAACGUUGACACGACUUACGUAUUUUGCAUAUGUGUCACAUGAUCAUGAAAUAGUGAUGAUGUGUUCCCAAAGGAUUAUGCAGUUUGAUGAUAUAUUUUUGAGCAGCACAGAUGGGAAGAAAUGUGAAAUACAUGAAUACACAGCAGGGCAAGAAUUGUUAAGUACAGCUGCUUGUAUACAAGGGAAGAGUAUAAUGGAAAAUUUGUCUGGAAGACAUUAUUUGCGCUUAUCAGCAUCAAAAGCCUUUGUUCAAAGUGCACGAUAUGCAGGAGAAGCAGGAAACUGUAGCCUUGUAAUGUUGGCAGCUAGGCAUUUCUGGAACACGUGUUUACCUUUUAUAGGUUCUCCACGUGACAGAGAACAACUUAAAGAACCCACAGAAAUAAUUCUCAAGAGCAUCAUUAAAGCAGAAUCUAAAACUAAGCAAGAAAAAGAAAAUACAUUACCUUUGCAUCAGUGGAUUACAAAGGAUUUUCAGACUACUGGAUCAUCAGAUGGUGACUUUCUCCCAGGUACUGAGGAGGAUCUGACAUUAAGAACAUCCCUCUAUGGGUUGUUAUUCCAUGUGCAUGAUGAUAAAGGAGAUUGGGAAACAGGACUAAAAGUAUUGGAGGAAGCUAUUCAGGUUCUGCCUCGAACUAAGCAUAGACUGCUGAUUUUCAAACAUAUGGUUAUUGUAAAGACAAGACUUGGAUGUAAUUUUAUGAUGGACAUUCAGAAAUUCAGAGAAGAAAGUGAGGAUUAUUUGUCAAAUAUGUGGCAUCACCUGGCAUCAGUGUCCAAAGACCUUGUUGGGCAGUUAACCUGCUAUCAAAAUGCAAUUGAAGUUUUACAGAAAAAAGAAAGUCAGUGGCAAAAAGUGCAUUACCUGAUGGAAUUUUCUGAAUGGUUAUACUACAAUCAGUUUCCUCUUGAUGAUGUUAUUAAACACCUGGAUUGGGCAAUAAAUAUCUUGCUACAUAUGAAAUUUGCCACAAAACCUCUUGAAGAAGGUGAAAAAAACCUCAUAAAAGAAACUCCAUCAUCAGAGCUGAUGAUAGACCUUGGGAAAAAAAAUACAAUUCCCCAAGUGGCUUUUCAAGAUCUACAAAAUAUAAGGCAACUGGAAAAUUUAUUUAGAGCCUAUACCUUAAUAGCUAUAAUUUCUGGCCGUAGUUCACCUUAUCACCAACAACACUGUUUGAUGGCAUAUGCUUGUAUCAUUCGUAUCUGGCAGGUUUCCCUGUCAGCAGCAGGAUCUGUUAUAAAAGUAUUAGCAAAGCCAUCACAAACAGCUGCUUUUCAGAAUGUCCAGCCAAACACUCUUAAGAAAGAUAAAGGCAAUAAAGAUACAAAACAAGUGGAAUCCACCACCCCCAAAAAAGGCAAAGCUAAAAAGGAUACCAAACAGGCACAAGCUUCAGUUACAAAAGACAAACCUAAACAGAAAGGACCAGUCGAUACCUUACCAGCGAGUGUGGAGGAAUGGGCUACCUAUGAUUGUCCUGAUGAAGUUAGAGAUGCUUUUAAACAGGAAGCAAGCUCUUGUGGUAUUAACCAGGAUAACAUUCGGGUACCUACUUACACAUUAUAUUUUAUGGACCUUUUGGCUAAGGAGCUGCAGAAGACUUUUUGCGCCCAUUUGAUUCUUCCCAUCUUUCAGCUUGCUGAGGUUAUUGCUCAUGAAGUUCUGGAAAGUAAAAGUCUUUCUGAUCUCUAUCGUCUCCGAAUUGCCCUGAUAUGUUCGGAUAUGAAGUUGAAUCAGGCAUCUUCAUAUCAUGAGAAGGCAGUUGGAGAAGCAUAUAUCAAUGAAGUGGAACAAGCAAUGUGUAGACAAGAGAUUGCACUGGAAAAGGAACAUAAUGUACCACCAAAGGAAGAUGAAAUAAGUGAAUCAUUUGAACAUACCAAACCAGAUGAAAGCCCCUGCAGCAACUCAGUUACAGCAAAGGAAAAGCUUAUUAGAUACUUUAUUACUUUUCAGAUUUUAAAGAUAAAUGCGGCAACUGGAAAAGGGCUGAGUGGACUUUCUUUUCCAUAUCUCUGGAUUGACAAAGCUGAAGUACUCAUUCAACUGGGCUUGUAUCAGCCAGCAAGGCUGCUGCUUGCAGAGGCACACAGUGCAACUCAGGAGCUGAAUGAUGGUUGUGCUGUGUCAAGGUGCUUAUAUCUACUUGCUGUACUGGCUAACCUAGAAAAGAACUAUGGGCAAGCAAAGGCACUGCUUGAGAAAGCACAGAACAUAGGAGGAAAGGAAUGGUUUUGGUACAAUAGCACUCUGAGUCUCAUAGAGGCAGUUCUAGGGAAAGAUGAGGAAGAAAAAGAGGAAGUGAUUUGCAGAAUUUUGCAAAAAAACAUAAAUGUGUUCAGAUCCAUAUUAGUGGAGAGACCUAACAGAGAGUCUGAACUGGGUUUUAUGAUUACCUCCCUGGAAGCAAGGAAAACAAUUAUUCAAAUAAAUUUUGCCCAAGAUUACAUGAAAAUUAAUGCCGAGUCUUCUCAGUUAACAAGUAUACUACAAUUGUAUGAGAAAUUAAUUCAAAUUGAGGAUGACUUCCAUCGUUAUGGAUAUAAAGACCACAGCGCUGAAAUCCUACAAGAACGUGCAAAUAUUCACAGGUUGAUUGCAAAAUACACAAGAGAUGAAGAAGAAAAACAUCAUCACUAUCUAGAUGCCUACACAUUAACUCAGAGAGCAGUGUCUGAAAAAGAGGAACUAUUUCACAAUGUUUGUAGCUUACUUUCUGUUCAGGAGAUAAAAAAUAUCAGUAUUCCAUUAAUGAGACAACUUGCUAACAUGAAGCUAAGACUUGUGGAAAUAAUUUUGGAUAUUCUUCAUCUUGUGAAUACAGAAAAAAAGCUGAAAGAACUGAGAGAGGGAUCACUUACUAAAAUUGUUGAAGAAUUUGUUAGGUUAACACCUCAUAGUGCCUCUGUGGAACAGGGAUGGAUAAAUAUGAGGCAGACUGUGGGGCACAUUGCACUGGCUCACUUAGUAAGCCUACAGAGUCUUUAUGCAGGCUGUCCUGACAUCAAAGCCAAACACCUUUAUCUCACUGGGAAAACUCUGCAUUUACUUGCUGUUAAAGCGGACCCCCUACACUCAGAUACUUGCUGGAAGGAAAAUAUUAUGGAAGAAACUAAAUUGAACAGCAUGAAGCCUCCCAUGAUAGAGUGCAAUGAAAACAAAAUGGCAAGGAGCAGUUCACCUAGUAAUAAAAAGCAGUUUGAGGAGCAGAAGAAGAAAGCAAAUGAGUUAAAGAAGAGACUGAUUUUGGCCAAGAAAUACUUGUCUCAAUCCAGCGAGGUUUUACUACAGUGCAUGAAUGUUGCAUUCAGUAAUAACAUUAUCAACAUACUGACUUCUGCUAGUCUUGAAAUGGUUGAAUGUCUUGGACGAUUUGAUCCAGUUUCAAGUAGCCAGUUCUUGGCUCUGCAUCAGAGCUGUUCAGCAUCUCUAAUGAUGAAGGAUAUCCUGCUAGCAGCCACUCCUGACACAAUGAGUUCUCAACUGGCAGCACUAUUGCAUUUUCAGCAUCACUUAAAACAAAAGGGAGAUAUAAGUAGCCUUUCCAAAAAUGUGGAGCAGAGGCUAGCUUCUACCUCAAAGGCAUGGGAAAAUCUCUGUGUUCCUGCACAGCAUUUUAACAUUGUGAAUGAAUUGCCACCAAACUUCCACAUAGUCAUUCUCCAGCAUUCAGAAGAUGGAUCAAGCCUAUAUAGUGCAAUAAUUAAGAAGCCAAAAUUUAGCAGUGGACAACAGAAGGGAAAACCCAUUCAUCCAACAGUGCAGGCUAAAGUUUCUCGUAUUUCUGUGAAUCCUGAUACACUCUUGAUUUUGUUGGAGAAAGUACGUCUUUACAAGCAGGAAAGGAUGAAUAGUUUCUUUAAACAGGAGUUGCCAAAAAAAUUGCAUACUGGGAAGGUUUAUUUUCAAAAUUGGCAAGAAAGUUCUACAGAAAUAGAAAUGGAUCUAACAGAAAAGAUAAAUGAAAAUGAGAGAAAACUUACAUCAGAUUUCUGUGAAAUUUUAAAAGACAUGGAAGAAUAUCUGCAGCCAGUGCUGUCACAGUUUGAUAGUUCUGAUUUCAGGGAGCAGAGCCAAACAGCUUCACCAGCUGAAUCAGGAAAAACAAAAGCCAAGGAUAAGGAGGUGAAACAUACUGCACCAGAGGAUACACCUAUGGAUUUAGGAGAGUCUUUAAUAUUACUAGCAGACAAAUUACUUAUGGAGCUACCUUUGGAAGCUCUGAGUAUCUUUCAAGAGGAGGCAAUAUGUUCUAUAUCCAGAGACUUUUCUCUCCAACUUCUCUACAAUCGAAUACAUAUAGAGGAACCAGAGAAUGAAGUAAAAAAAGAUGUUAAAAGUUCAAAGGAGCCAAAGCCAAAAGCAAAUCAGAAAAAGAGCAUAAAAAUAGUGCCAGUUAAUCGUGUUUUACCUCCUAAUUGCAUGCCUGUGGAUAUGAAUAAUUUUAAAUAUAUUGUGGAUCCGUAUAAUGAAACAAAAGAAACAGAAGCAAUAAGUCCUUCUAAAAAAAUAAGGGAAAUCCUACAAAAAUACCAGGAGCAAUUUACAUCUCAUUGGGAAGGUGUUAUUGGUAGCAUUCGUGUUCCAAGUCAAGCUGAAUGGGAGCAGCUACUGAGUAAAAGCAGUGCAUUUCUGUUCUAUGGGAUGGAGAGAGUUUUAUCUCAUAUAUUACUUGACAGAUUGGUUGCUAUGAAUAUCCCAGAAUGCCAGUUGAUGAUACUUUUAGAUCUGAUGCAGUCAACUCAGAGUUCUCAACGACUGACAAAGACUGAUAUACACAGAAGCUCUCGACAGAAGUCUUUAGAGAGACCAACAGAGACAGCAAUCCUUUUGAGCCUUACUGGUGUGCGUUCCAUCAUAGCUAACCAGUGGUACACUAGCCUGGAAGGGAAUGCAGAAAACCUGGAAACUUUAUCUGAGAAUUUGUUACGAGUUGGAAAAUCAACUGGGCAGACAGUUCGGAUUCUUCAAAAGAAUAAGACUAGAGAGAAGGUGCCAUCAAUUAAUGUGGAAGAAGAUUAUGGGAUUUCUUCUAGAAACAGAAUAGAAAACCAAAUCAUUCCCAAUCAGUCGCAAUCUCCUGCAAUUCAGCCAUCAUCUUUUAAUUGUGUAUUAUAUGGGCUACCCAACCUAAUUGUUAUGUAAUUCAUGCCAGGUUUCUUUGUUUAACAUGGAACCCAUCUACAAUAUAUAAAUGUAUUUACUUUGUCUUGAAGGCUGGUAUUUUAGUCCGUUAUCUUAAGCCAUUUUUGUGUGGAUUAAUAAGAAGUGAAUUUUUGAAUAUCCAAGGUUUGCUGGCAGAUUGAAUUGGUUGUGAAUUUAAAUACUGAUAUUCGAAUAAUUUUCAUGAAAAUAUCUAAGUUUUUUGUCAGAAUUUUGUCUUGCUAUGUUCUUCUGAUGUUGGCGGAAGUCUUUAAAACAAUUUUAGAAGUUUACUUAUCGUGAGUCCUUUAUUUGCUUUCUGCUUAAAGAGCUGACAUGUUACACCCAGGAUGUCCCUGGGCGCUUUUAUGUUACCUGGAGAAGUACAAAAGAAGCCAAAGCAAGCUCCUCCAAACUAUAUACUGAUUUAUUGGGAUGUUAUCAAUCAGACAAUGUUAACAAGAGCAGCUACAUACACCAGCAAAUAGACAAGCAUACUACCAAGUGGCAAGGUGUCAGAGCCCUCAGAAUCCAUCCUCAGGGUUUGAGGCAAGUUCCAGACCCCCUCUGCCUUUGUCUGGGGGAGUUUUAUGUAGUUCAUGCUCAAGUUUUCAUGUCACCACUUAUGAGAUGAGGCUGAAAAGAUAUUUUGUACUUUGUAGCUCUUCUAAUAACAGUGCUUACGUUCUGAAAUUUCUCCCAUAGCUCACAAAUUUCCAGAAUACAUAUUCACAAUCAGCUGUAUCUUAAGUGCAACUAUCGUGUAUUUUCUACUUUCUUUUGAAACCCCUUGUCUUGGCAUUUAUGCUCAAUUGUAUUAAAACAGGUUGUGCUCUUCAGUCUUGAACACACACAUUUAGGAAAGCAAUCCAGGAUUCUUUCCUUCCCCUCAUCUCACAAAGAGUUCCAUGUAGGCACAGAAAUCUGUAUUGAGGAGGUACCGGGUAGUGGACAGGUUAAGAAAGGAAUAUACAGAUGGCUAAUUGUCCAAAAAGUCUUUAUAUAGUUUUUCUAAUAAUCUCAUGGAAAAUAAAGAUUAAAACUAAAUAUAGCCGGUACAGUGAAUGUGAGAACUUUUACAUGUGGUCCCCCUUCUCAGUGGAAAACACCUUUAAUCUCUUGCAAAUACUCUUCAUGUCACUCUUCUUUCAUAUUGCUGACAAUACAUUGUCCUUCAGUGACAAUCUAGCUGACGCAACGUUUUGGUGAUUUUAGAAGAGCUUUAUUUUGCAUUGGAUAAAAGCUGUUUUCCUUUCAAGAGCAUAAACAGAACAGUUACCAUCUAUUGUGUUUGAGAAGAGGUGACUCAUAGUGAAGGGCUUUUUUAGAAGAGACUGAAGGUCAGUGCCUAUAGUCCAAAAGCAGAGUAGGAAGAUUUUCAAGCUUUGAUAUCUCUAGAGUAAUGUAUUUAAAUGAAUAUCCAGAUACCUAAAUAAAAUCAACAACAAUUUUCAGGGGUGCUGAGCCCCCAAGAGAUCUGAAAAAAAUAGUUUUUUAAAUAUGGAUCAAGAAUGGAUAAUUUUCAAUAUUUGAGUCUGAAAAUCAUUAAAAAAAAUAGGGCUCUGAGGGACCUGGAGAGGUCAUUUAGUCCAUCCCUUUGCUUCAAAAUAGGAUCAACUACACCUAUACUGUUAUGCACAAGUGCUUAUCUAACCCGUUCUUCAGAUCUUCAAUUAUGGCCAUUCUGUAACUAUAUUUACAGGUAGAAUUUUUUCCUAGUGUUUCCUAUAAUAUAUUUUGAUUUUUAAAUAUGAGGUUUACUAGCAACCUAGUUGCAAAUUUUACUGCUAUAUGCUACUCUAAGUUACUUGAUCUUUUCUUAGCAAACACAUACAAUGUGCUCUACUUCCAAAUAUAAAUGAAACAGAAGUAUAAACUAGCCAAAAUACAGCUGUAAUGUAUAAUUGGUUGUGUUUUGAUAAUUUCUCUAUAUUACCUCUUUAUUGAUAAUAUAAAAACACUGCUAAAUUAAUGCAUUCCCACAUAUAAUUUUUAAUGUGUGCAUUUAUUUGAUCUUACGUUUAGUUAAUCAUUGGUAGAAGUAUUAAAUACUGCAUUUUAUAACAUUUUUGUCACAAUAGAAAUAAAAUCAAAAUAAUUUGGAACUUAGUGAAAAUAUAAAGCUUUGAUCAUCAUUGCAACCACAAAAGUUUUAAAUUCUUUUUUUGUCAGCCAGUUGGCUAGCCAUGCCUGUUCUCUGUGAUAAAUCGUUUGUAUUCUCUGUAAGGCAUUAAAACAUCACUAAAAAGAUACUCUUCCUUCUAUCUUGCUGUGCUAAAGUUAAUUAGAACCUGAUAGAGUUACAAGGCUUUGUAGAACACAGUUAUAAAAGCAUGGUGUGCAAAGCAUCUUCUUUUUAUUCAUACAGUAUAAAUAAAUGUAUUCCCCCUUCUUCUCCACUGCCACUGGUUUAUCAGAUGACUUUAAAUGAACUCCAGAUUCUCCAUCAAAUUGCAUUAUAAGAUGCAUGUACACUUUUAAAAACUUUAUUCCAUGUGCAUUGAAUUUUCUUCUUAUUUACGCCUUUGACUCAUUUAUACUUUGUAAAUGUAUUGUGUUUCUUACAUUUGGGUGUUCAUGAACAUGCCAAAGUUAAAUCUGGUAGUGCCAGUACAUUGUGUUUAACAUAUCCAUUCUAAAAACUUAGAAUUCAUUUUAAGUUGUCUUCAGUCUUCUGGAUCUUGCAAGAUCCAGAAAACCAUGGCAGAUGGCCCUGUUCAAAACGGAAACCUACUGAGUUAUUCACCAGUUUCUCACCCAGGUGCACACACUCAAAACAAAGUCUGUAUCACAAGACAAGUGGAGCUGUCCUGGAGAUAGAAAGCUCCAAGCCUCUGUUCCUCUACUAUGUCUCAUAACCACCAGUUGACAUGUAGGUAUAAAGCAAUGUAGGUGUUAUGAUUCUCUUGCACUGCAAUGGAUGAGAAAUGAAAAGGAUAUCUGCUCUCUGUUUUCAGAGAUUUAGGGAAGGGGUGUUUUAUUAUAGCAUUGAGAGGAGUUAUUUGUUUUGUAAAAUAAUCAAUUACUUUACAAAAAAUAAUUGAUUUUAAUUAGCUUGGUUUUAAUUAACAUGACUACACUGACUACAUUAACGAACUUCACUUCAUCAAACUACUGGAUACAAAAAAUCAUGGACUAAAUAUAGACAUUGGAUUUAUGGCAUGUUAUAUAACCUACCUUUGCCAUCUGAUAUCCCAGGUAACCUCUCUACAGUUUACCAGCUACAUUCUAUCUCCAGGUUACCAUUUCCUUUCUCCCCUGCUCAUCUGCCUUUCACCCACUGUCUCUCACCCACUGUGACCCUCACUGUUACACAUUUACAUUCUCACUGACCCGAAUUCUUGCAUAUCAGCUUUUAUCUUAUUCAGGAAGAGCACAAAACAACUGCCUGAAGAAGGAUGUUUGUACCUGAAAGCGCACAAAGGAGAACUUUUCCAACUAUUUUAGUUGGUCUAAUAAAAGAUAUUAGAUUUACCCAAAGAACCUUGUCUGCCUUCAUAAAGAAACAAAUUGAAUAAUUAAACACAUAUACAGCUAUAUAUUGGUGGACUCAAUUCUGAAUUGCAGGAUGUGAGGGAUUCUGUACUUUUUAGUUGUGGUCCACUGCAUGGUGGUCUUCUAUGACUUACUUAUGUCAAAACUUAGGUUGAUUUUCUCCUUUCCUUGUCGCUCUUUUUGAUGGAGGUGCCAAGGGGUGACAUGCUAAUCAGGCAACAUGACUCACUUAGGUCAAUGUUCAACAAUAAACCUGUAACCUAAAGAAGUCUAAUGUUUUGGUCCAUACUUACUAAUAAUCAUUCACUUAAAUUCCCCACCCUCCUAAGAAGAUGGCUGAAAACAUGCCAAGCAAGAGCCCAGAAUCUUUUUUAUUACUGUUAAUGCAUUAUCUACUGUAUUCCUCAAGUAUCAAGUUCCAUACUUAGGGCCAGAAAACUUUCAGCAUGUCAGGAAAUUAUAGAGACAAUCUUUGAUAAUAUUCCAAGAUAAAAGCUAAAGACUGCAUAGGUUAAGAAUGUUGAGGUGUGUCUUACUUCCAGGUAUAAAGAGCAGAUUGAAUAUGUUCCAAUUGUAAGUUUUAUUUUUGAAACUGAUGCGAAUAUUUAAUAUUGCAAAAUGUUUUUUUCAGUUGCAUGUUAAUCAGGAUAGAAUGUAACAUAGGAAUGUAAGGACUGCCAUUUACUGCAUCAGAUCGUAGGUCUAUGUUGUGCAAUAUCCUGUGUUAUGGUGACAGAGAGUGGAUGCUGACAAGGAGAGUGAACUUGGUAUGACCAGGGGUUUUCUCUUAUUCCUCUCUCAUUUGCAGUUUCCAGCAUUUAAGGUCUAGCUGGGAAGUUCUGAUUCUAAUUCCCAUUUUCAGUAGCUACUGUUGCACCUUUCUGUCAAGACUGGGUCCUAUCCAUUGUUUUAAUCUGGUUAAACUGCCAGCUUCCACAGCAUCUUGUGGCAAUGAGUUCGACACUUUAAUUAUGCACUAUGUGAAAAAGAGCUCUCGUGUUAUUUUUAAACUCACUACCUACUAGUUUCAUUUUAUGACCCCUAGUUCUUGUAUUGUGGAAAGUCAAUCUGCAAGAGUCAAGUGAAUAGUAUAAAAGGCUGAGAUGUUCAAACCCACUAUUUAGAUAUAUGGCUAAAUCUACUGCCUUUCUUUUAAAAUGUCAUCCAAAAUAUCUAAUGCAGUAGUAGCUUAAGGAGACCAAGUGGCUUUUAGUACAUAUCUGUGUGUGUAUUAGUAAGAACAAAAACUAAUUUCUUUGGGUUAUGCCCUUUGUAUAGACAUGAUCACAAUAAGGAUUAGUUUACACCCCAAACUAAUGGAGAAGCUUCCUUUAACAAAGAAUUGUCAGGCAAGAAAUUACUCAAUCAACUCUCUAACCCUCCCCAGAACUCUAGGGCCAACUCUGGUAAAUACUAUUCAGCUGUGCUGUGGGAAGAACAGAAAGGCCUGAUCUGAAAUUUAUUAGCAGAUUAUUAAUAAGGGUGUAAAAUAAAGCCAGACCCAAUGCUUUUCCUUGUGGUAACCAAACAAUAAUUGUUCUUUAAUCCAAUCUUUUAGGUAUUUAAUACAUAUUUCAUUCAUUUUUGAGUCACCUCAAAUUUCAUCAUCCUUCAUUAUCAACAUAUCUGUUUUCUCUCUGUUUCUCCUUGUCCCCUAAUUUACUUAAGAAAAACAACUUAUUUCUUUGAUUGCUCUGGCAAAUAUUAGCUUCCCCUGCCUUCAUAAUUUCCCUGCAAGCUUUAACUGAUCAUUUUUCUAUUGCCUUUUAGACAUCUCUCAUUCUUGUAUUUUUCUUGUAUUUUUCUUUUCAAAGUUAUAUAUGCCUGAAUUAUGAGAUUUUACCUUUUCCCCACUGUCUUCCAUCUGAGUGAAUAUUAAUUCUAAUUAUUAUUUUAAUUCUGAAAAGGUUGCUUUUAUGAAAUCGUUGUUCAUCUUUGAAACCCAUGUACUACUGUCCUGAAUUUAACAAAUUUUCUUCUCUAAUUUUUUUCCCUAAUUCUUGUAAAAUGUAUACUACUAAAACAAGGUUUUUCUUUGUUAAUUUUUACUGCUUCAUAAAGAGGAGAUGUCUUGGUAAAUGUUCAUCUUUAUAGGCCAAGAAAUACACUGUAAUUUUAAAUUUCCAUAAGUGCAGACUCUGAUGACUUAGAAAAUCAAAGAGUUUGUUUGCCCACAGUUUUUUUUUCCUAGUGAUCUCCAGCAAGUGCCCACAGAUAUUCAUUUCCUGAACCUUUCCCUUGGGAACAUACGCUCAUCUUUUGCAUCAUAUUCUUUGUUGCUGAGUUAUAGCUCAUUAGCUUUGACAGGUGUUGCCAUCUAUCCACUAUUUCUUCUUUUAUCUUGAUAGCACAACAAGAGGCUUUGAAAAGGCGAGUGUUCUAUAUUAAUGGUAAAUCUGCAAGCCUUUCCUACUUUUGCUAUAUAUGUAUGUUUUAAUGCACUUAAUGCAAUAACUGUUGUAUUCUUGAAGCAUCAAGUUAGGUCCAGAAAACUUUGGGCACAUCAGAAAAUUACAGAGAUCUUCUUUGAUAACAUCUGAAGAUAAAAACCAUAAAGUUGUGAAAGUUAAGAAUGUUGACCUGUAUUUAGUCUCCACGUAUAAAGAGCCCAUUCAGUAAGUUACAACUGUGAAUUUUAUUUUUGAAACUGAUGCAAAUAUUUAAUCUUGCAAAGUGUUUUUUCCCAAACAUUCUCCCAUUUAUAUUCACUAUUUUGGCCGUAACUACCAUGCAGCAACCUCUGUCAAAAAGAUAGAUGAGUAUGACCAAAAAUUUCUCUACAGUCUGACAGCACUACUUUAUCAUAAAGCAUUGAUAAAGAAUAAUGUCCAUAUCCAGGAAACUUCAGAUCUGUAAGCUUGACUUGUGGGAAGUAAGGUACUGGAAAUAGUAAUUGGGACUAUAAUAGAGCAACAGCUAGAAAUGUAUGAUUUGUGCUAACUGGCAUACAAUAGAAAACAUGCAGAACGUCUAAGACUUUUUUGAGAAACUAACAAAAAUAGGUGUCUUGGGGCCACUGAGUACAGCCAUCAUAGCUUUUUAAGACAUUAAGAAAUCACUUUAUUGAAAAAUGAAUAAAAUAAAAAAUAGCCUAUUUUGGUCA
This is a messenger RNA of Alligator mississippiensis (American alligator), 14689 nucleotides long. It is a transcript of the gene CFAP46, whose product is annotated as cilia and flagella associated protein 46. NCBI's taxonomy places the organism in Eukaryota, Metazoa, Chordata, Crocodylia, Alligatoridae. Gene Ontology annotation, biological process: axoneme assembly; cilium movement involved in cell motility. The record is from RefSeq and is a predicted model, not a curated record. The transcript is spliced from 60 exons. Bases 61 to 8094 code for a protein of 2677 amino acids. Gene Ontology annotation, molecular function: protein binding.